This is a messenger RNA of Penaeus chinensis, 3330 nucleotides long. RefSeq lists its product as uncharacterized. The transcript has 24 exons. The coding region runs from base 23 to 2839 and encodes 938 amino acids. Gene Ontology annotation, molecular function: N-acetylgalactosaminide beta-1,3-galactosyltransferase activity. Gene Ontology annotation, cellular component: membrane. The record is from RefSeq and is a predicted model, not a curated record. Lineage: Eukaryota; Metazoa; Arthropoda; Malacostraca; Decapoda; Penaeidae.
CUGUGGACAUACGCCUUUGACCAUGGUGUCGAGAGAGAGCAAAGGCUGGCGGAUUGUGCUCGUCUUCUCGGUCGUCCCCCUCGUUUUAUUAUUUUUUAUUUCGUCACAUAUGAACCUGAGUACGUCGCCUUUCCUGCGCAUGUUACCUAAUGUCAGAAUGCUUAACUUUAAAGAAGGUGGAUAUGACGUCUUUGAGCUGACAGAUAGCCAACUAAAGGAGGCAGAGGAGGAGCUAGGCAACUCCAAGGAUCUCCAGAAGGCCAUCCUGCUCAUGAAGGAGAUGCAGGAGGCCAAGAGGCUAUACGGAGACGUGAGGAUCCUGUGCUGGGUCCUCAUGUACCCCGCGGCGCACGACACCAAGGCAAAGCAUAUCAAAGCCACGUGGGGGAAGCGGUGCAACAAACUCAUCUUCAUGAGCACGGAAGAUGACCCAUCUGUGGGAGCUGUCGACGUCGGAAGCCUCGAGGGAUAUACUAAGCUGUGGAACAAGACACGAAGUUCUCUUAAUUACAUCUACAAGAACCAUCUCGAGGACUUUGAAUGGUUCCUCAAGGCCGACAGCGACACAUAUGUGUUAGUGGAUAACUUACGCUAUGUUUUGCAAGACUACGAUACAAACGACCCUGUAUACUUUGGUCAACAUUAUAAACUUUAUGGAGGAUAUAACGCAGGAGGAGCAGGACACGUGAUGGGGAGAGAGGCAGUUCGGCUGUUUGUGGAGAAGGCGAUUCCGAACCAUACGAUCUGCAGACCGAAUAGGUCGAAAGGCGAGGAUGUUGGAAUGGGCAACUGUCUACAAAAAGUUGGCGUCAAGAUUGGCGACACGAGAGACACCCUCGGCCAAGGAAGGUUCUGGCAGCGACACCCGGCGACAGUAAUGAAGGAACCACUUGGGAGAACGAAGCACUCACGCUACCCUAUUACCCAAGGGGACAACCCAUACGACUGCUGCUCAAACACGCUCAUCAGUUUCCACAAGCUGUCAGUAGAAGAACUCUACAUGCUGGAUUACCUCAUCUACAAAGUCCGAGUGUUUGGGCAUAUCCCUCUCUUGCCCCUAAAAGCAGCACUGCCGCCGAAUCUAGAUGUCGUUCCGGAAAAGACGAUUCAGAAAUUCCGUGAGUACGAGGACCUGAAAGAGUCCACCACAGAAACAACGGAGACUGAGACAUUAACUGGCAGUAUCAGAUCCUUGAAGACAUGUGUUUCUGCAUAUGUACCGACAUCAUGCGCCCGUGAGAGGGGGAGGCUCAGAAGGGCACCACUCGCUGCCCAGCCCAAACGAUUGUUACCUCGUCCAUGGGAGGACCGAAGGCCUAAAUACCCUCCAGAAGACUCUCGAAGACAGCGUGCAGCUUGGAUGGUGGCAACCUAUACCUAUGUGGGCUAUAUCACGCUAUAUGCUACCCAGACCACAUCUGUGGCCUCCAAUGUCUCUAAUGAAAUUAAAAUCCACCUUGCCCUAGGGAGUUCGUCUUUGGACUCCUGCUCUGCCUCGAGUGUUUCGCCCUUUAAGGACAGGGCUACUGGGUCCAUCAGGUUUUCAAGCUCUUUCCGUAUUGUUAUAUCACGUCCAGCGAUGCGGAUUAGAGUGCUGAUACCAGGAACCAGAAAUUCUCACUCUCGGGGACCUAGCAAAUUCCAGGAGAAGGAAGCUGUUCUCAUUACUGAGAUCAGCUUCCGAACCAUGAGGCCCAAUGGAUACCGCAUUGAAGUCGCCCAGGCUAGAGAUGGUUAUGGCUACUCUGUGGAGAUGGUGACCAUCGCCCUGGUCCGAUCACCCAUACUGAUGAAUCCAGACUCAUUCCUGAAGAAUGUGGGUAAAAAUCGUGCUGGUAUAUUGAGCAGUGUGAUGCCACGGUGGUUGACCACGUCCCUCAACAGAGUGUUAACCUUCAGGAGGAAUCAGAUGUCCCUCUCCAGUUCCCACGUGGCGCAACAUGAAGUCGUGACAACAGGAGCUGACAAACUGGCAAAGGAAGUGCGAAUAUUAUGCUGGAUCUUGACGCAGCCCAAAUCGCAUUACAAGAAGGCCGUACAUGUGAAGAACACUUGGGGAAAGCGGUGUGACAAACUCAUAUUCAUGAGCACGGAAAAUGAUACGAGUCUCGGGGCCGUCGCUCUGAAUGCUUCCGAAGGGCGCGUGAAUCUGUGGGGGAAGACGAAGGCAUCUCUCAGAUACGUUUACGACCACCACUUGGAGGAGUACGACUGGUUUCUGAAGGCGGACGACGACACGUAUACAAUAAUAGAGAAUUUGCGUUAUAUGCUCAGCAACUAUAACCCAGAAUUUCCCAUUUAUUUUGGAUCAAGACUUAGAAUGUUCUACAAAGAAGGAAUCCUCGGGGGAGGUUCCGGUUACGUUAUGAGCCGAAAUGCAACAAGAAAGUUCGUGGAAGAGGCCUUGCCAGAUAAAUCAAUAUGCAAGCAAAGCAAACAGGGUCUGGAAGAUGUUGAGUUAGCUGGCUGUCUGCUGAAAAUUGGAGUCUUGAUAGGCGAUUCUCGAGACGGCUUGGAACGUGGUCGUUUCUUCCCAUUAGGACCUGACGUUCAUAUUAUUGGACGUAUUCCUGGCUGGUAUAAGGCACAUGCUUUUUAUAAACCCUAUGUGGGCUUCAAUGACUGUUCAGAAUCGGCAAUCGCCUUCCACUAUGUUGUUCCUGAACUCAUGUACUGGUAUGACUACCUCCUAUAUUACGUGAGAGCUUUUGGGGUCAAGCAUGUGCAGCCAUUUCCUGCCGAGUUGCCGCCUGACAUAAAGAGUUUACCGCGAGAGGACUUUGAGAAACUUGUCCUCUCCAAGAACGUCACGCAAGACAGUGCCUUUCAACACAUAUAGCAAGUGUGUGUAUUUGUAUGUAUGUGUAUAUGUUGUGUGUGUGUAUGUGUGUGUGUGUGUGUGUGUGUGUGUUUGUGUGUGUAUGUGUGUGUGUGUGGGUGGGUGGGUUGGUGUGUAUGUCUGUUAGUGUGUCUGUAUGUGUCUGUUGGGCAGAUAAGCAUGAUUGUUGGAAAAUCCUAGCCAAAUCCAUCAAAUGACGCCUUCCCCCCUUCGACGCCCCUGCCCCCAACGCAAGCGAGGAUCCACGUGGAAUGGCGCUUCUGCCUUCGUGCUGUUCCUGGAGAGAGACCCAAGACGACCACAAAUCCUGACCUAGGUUGACCCAGCAAGAACGAGCCUCAUCACCAUCUCGUCACGACCUCCUGCCUCGGCACUGGACAGGUUGGGGGCACACCACCGCUUCAGUGCCUGCUCCCUCUUACAUUUACGUGUGUAUUUAUUACCGUGUGUGUGUGUGUGUAUGUCUCUGCAUAUAUACAGAUAUGACAAUU